Molecule: messenger RNA, 7800 nt
Organism: Crotalus tigris (Tiger rattlesnake)
Lineage: Eukaryota; Metazoa; Chordata; Lepidosauria; Squamata; Viperidae
Gene: PDE4DIP
Product: phosphodiesterase 4D interacting protein
Exons: 35
Coding region: 340-6690 (2116 amino acids)
Cellular component (GO): nucleus; microtubule organizing center
Molecular function (GO): zinc ion binding
Source: RefSeq, a predicted model, not a curated record
UAUCAAAAUAGAGUUGCGGAUUGCAUCAAUCUGUCCCGCUCUUGCGGCAGCCUGGGGAAAGAGGAGGGGGGAGACUUAGUAGCAGGUCCAGCUUGUUGGAAGGAGGCGCUUUAAGGUACUGAAAUCCUCAGUAGGUCAACUAUGCGAUUCGGGCGGAGACGUAUGUGAGAUUGAAUGGAGGAGCAUUUUUGAGCCAGGCAGAUCUGUGAGGAAGGGAUUUUUUGGCUCCUCCCAUCUGAGUUAGUGAUGUUUUGGUCAGCUAAAAGCAACCCAGCUGGGAAAUAGCAAGGGAGAGAGAGAAAAAAGAGAAAGGAGGCCCUGAAGGAGGAAGCUGGCAAAAUGAGGGAAUCCUGUCGAAUUUGUGGUCGCGAACUUUGUGGCAAUCAGAGGCGCUGGAUCUUCCACCCUGCUGCUAAACUAAAUUUGCAGGUUUUGCUCUCGCAUGUUCUGGGCAAGGAGAUCUCUCGAGAUGGCAAAAACGAGUUUAUCUGCAGCAAGUGUGCCUUUAUGCUGGAGCGCAUAUAUCGCUUUGAUACUGUUAUUGCGCGCAUCGAAGCGUUGUCAAUUGAGCGGUUGCAGAAGCUGAUGCUAGAAAAGGACCGCCUCAAGCUGUGUAUCGCUGGAAUAUACGGGAAGAACAAUGACGAGCCCACCGACGAGACGACGGACGUCUCCAGCCUGCCGGAUCUGCGCUACUCUGCUCUCCUCCAGGAAGACUUCGCUUAUUCAGGGCUUGAAUCCUGGACAGAGCCCGAGGAACGAGUUGGAGAUCCACAAGCGUGUCACGCUGCAGAAAGCCGUCCUAGGCGAUGUCGGGGUUGCGCUGUGCUCCGCGUUACUGAUGCUGAUUAUGAGGCAAUUUGCAAAAUCCCACGAAAGGUGGCAAGAAAUCUCUCCUGUGGAUCAUCCAGGUGUUCUGCCAACGUUUGUAGUGAAGACUUACUUAUAUGUGAGCCAGUAAUUACUGACUUGUUAAGCGUCAAGGCGCCUUUGGAUGAAAAAAGCGUGGAAGGGGAUACUCCCGAAUCGUCCCUUGAGUCGUUGGAUGCAAACGCUGGUGCAUUACAUCCAAAAGAGGAGGAAACGGACACAGAGGCAAAGAGAAGCGCGAUGUGUAACUGUAUAAAUGAUUGUGGGGCUCAAAGCUUGUCAUUUCAGGGCAACAGGUUAGAGGUAGCCCUUAAUUUGGUGAAAGCUUUUGACUGCAAGCCAGUCCAGAGUCCCAGAGGGAGCAAGUUACCUAUUCCUGUAAAAUCAAGUUCUCAUUGCCAGAGCCUGGAUAAAAACUCUUCUUCUGGCUUCCCAGAUGUGCUGAAAUCUCAACCUGGCUUUGCCUUAGCUUUUCCCUUGGAGAUGUCCGAUCUUCAGGAAUUGUGGGAAGACUUAUGUAUGGAUUAUGUUCCACUUCAAACUAAGAAUAUGUUUGAGGCUAAUCAGCAGCUAACUUACUGCAACAUGUCAUUUAGUAAAGAGGAAACUGUAUUAAAUGAUACAGAAGGUAUGGAGAAAAUCAGCUCUUUAAAGGCUAUGAAUAAGCAGCUCCAAGAAAAAGUGAAUGAAAUGGAUUUUGAAUUGAAAUCUGUCCAGCAUACAUCCAAGAAACAGGAUCACCUAACCCAGAAAUUGAAAGAGACAUUGAAGAGCAAGGAAAAUGAGUGUGAAGAACUAAAUCAUAUAAUUCAUAACCAGAAUGAGAAAAUAGCCAAACUGCAAGAUGUGCUACAUAAGAAUCAGCUUGGGCAAUUACAGAACUUAGAGGGCUUACAACAGAAACAAAAGGUAGCAUUUCUUGAUAUACAGAAUGCCCUUUUCUUCAGUCAGUUGGAAAUACAACAAUUGAAAUAUGCCCAGCAGCAAAAGGAUCGCAAGUUGGCUGAGGCUAAAAGGACCAGCCACUUUCUAGAGACAGCAUUGCAAGAAGAACAACUACAAAAAGAAGCAGCUUGGAGACAUAAUAAGGAAUUCUUUGCUACUCUUCAGCAGUUAAAAACAAAUCUACAGAACAAGAACAUGCAAUGUUAUACUUUAGAAAAGGGAACAUUGUUGAGGAUGCACAGACAAGACCAGAAAAUUAAGGAUUUGACAUACAGUCUAGCUUGCAAAGAACGGCUUCUACAGGAAUCUAAGGAUCUCUUUGCGUACCAUCAGGAUUUGGACAAAAAUUCUACAACAGCUGAUAAAAUGGUACAGAAAUUGCAGCAACUAAUUAAAGACAAAGAUGCUGCCCUGGAGCAAGCAGUAGGGGAGAAGUUCUCUGCACUGGAAGAUAAAGAACAGGAAAUGAACCAGCUUUAUUUGUCCAUAAAAGAACAAAAUCGUGAUCUGAAAGGUCUACACCAAGUUAUUUCCGGCAACAAAGCUACUAUCCAGUGUCUAGAGAGCUUGCUGAAAGCCAAGGACCUGGAACUGGAGAAGCUGUUAGCAGCAAACCAGAAUUUGCAAUGGCUGAUCAAGAAUAUAGAAGCAAAAUCUCAGAAGUGGCAAUCUGAACAAGAAGGAUUUAUCCAGAAGCUUCAUGACAGAAACAAAGAAGUAGAGACCCUUUCAGCAACACUGCUCUGCAAUCUGGAGCCUGGACAGAGGGACAUCGUGGAAGCCCUGCACCUUCACCUUCAGCAAAAAGAUCAGAUCAUAAAAGAAUUCCUAAGGGACAAGAGCCGGCAAGUUGUAGACCCAGUGGUUGAGCUUGAGGAGUUACUUCAAGCAUGGAACACUAGAGAACAGCAAAGUUAUAUAUAUUCCAAGAAGAUCGCACAGGUUCUUUUAGAGAAGAAUUCUGAGCUGCUAAUCCUGAAUCAGCAACUGAUUAGCCAAAUUCUUCAUCAGAAUACGGAGUCUUCUAUUGUUCAGUUUGUACAAGAGGGCUCUACUGAAGCACCAAGGCAAGAAGAUUUUAGCAUGAACAUCCCAGCCAUGAUUUCUAACAGAGAUGGCAGUAAACCCAGGAGAGAUAAAGAUGAUUUGCAAACAACUGCUAGACUUGAGAGGGAGCUUACUAAAGCAAAAGAGAAGCUUGAAUUGUUGACACAAAAAGAAAGAGAAAGCACACUAAAACUCUCUGCUCUUCAGUCUGUGGUGGCUUCCCAAGAGGAGGCGUUGCAAGUUCAAUCCUCUGAUAUUGAAUCUCUUACUAGAAGUACCCAGAUCAAAGAAGAACUAAUUAAGGACUUGCAGAUGCAAUUGAUUGACCCUGAAGAAAUACCAGCAAUUGAACGACUUACUCAAGAAGUUUUGAUGCUUCAGGAAAAGGUAGCAAAAAUGAAAUCACAGGGACAGGAAGCCAUAGGAAACAAGAGGCAGCAGCUACUGGUGAUGUUGGAGGGCAUAAUAGCAGAGAAGAAGAAGCUGAAUGAAACUCUGAACGUAGAAAAGCAACUCUAUUGCAGUUUGGUGAAGUGUCAUGCUCAUCCUGACAGACAAGAACAGAUCCUUCAACUAGAACUAGAAAAGAUCCAGGCACUCAGUGGACAGCUAGAAGAGGUCCUUGGAAGAAGCCAGGAGCGCCUGAGCAGACUGGAAUCAUUGGACAUCAUAGGAGAUCUAACUACAGCUGAUGACACUAAAGAUACCAGCACUGAGUUUACAGAUAGUAUUGAAGAGGAAGUACAGCAUUGCUCUCACCUACAGAAUGUUAAGGGAGAUAUUGAUGAUAGUUUGAUGAGCCAUUCCAGUUAUCCUGCUUUACUGACUUUGAAGAGUGAAGGCAACCAGCAAGUGAUGCUACAGUCUCCAAAAUCUAUGGUUCAGCAUGUUCUAGAAGAGAAAAGGAAACUGGAAGAAGAGCUACAAGUCUUUAAAGAGCAGAUUGAGGAAGCUGGGUUUUCUUCGAUAUCUCAGCUAAGGAAGGCCCUGCUUAGUCUUUGUCUCGAGAAUGCAGAACUCAAGGAACAAAUUGGAGAAGCAAAGUUGUCAGAGAUUUGGGAGAAAGAAGAUGAAAAGGAAGAUAAAGAGGACUUGAGGAGGGAUAUCAAGAAACUGCAAGAGAAACUGCACACUUCAGAGAUUGUGAUUGGCCUCCUUAAAGAACAAUUGAAUCUAAAAAACCAAGGAUGCAAAGGCACCACAAUUCACCAAAUGACAGCUAGCACAGCUCUGAUUAAUGAACAAGAGCAGUGCACUUGCCAAGCUCACCAUGACCAUUCACCAUUGUUGCACUGCCCACCCAAUCAAAUUAUGGGCAGCCCAGAAGAAACCCAGGCUGAAGAAGGCAGAGUAUCAAGUGGUUUUGUCCAGAAGUCCAAACAACCCCAAUGCAAGCAACAGUGUCACAAAUUACAAGAGAGACUCUUGGUGUCAGAAGCCAUCAUCCAGGCACAGAUAGCCCAGCUCAAACAAUUAAAAGCCCUACUCAGUGAACCUAUGGUACAGCAGGAUAACAAGCAGAUGCAGAUGGAUAUUCAAGACCUGGGCUAUGAAACCUGUGGCAGAAGUGAAAAUGAGGCUGACAGGGACGAGACUACAAGCCCUGAAUGCAGAGAUCAUGAUGAGCAACUAAACUUUUGGAAGAAAUCACCGGAGUCCCCUCUAAACAGAUUGGUGAAACAGGAAGCAUUCCUGGGUGUCAGCCAAGUUGAUGAUGCUCCAGUUCUCCGCCAGCAUAUUCAGGCCCUUCAGAUGCAAUUGCAAAGUUUCCACGAAGUUAUUCAGAACUUACAAAGUUGUGUGCAUUCUGUAUCCACUACCAGUGACUAUGGUUCUGUGGGAGAUCAGCCACUCCAAUUGAAGCAAGGCUACACUCUGGGCAAUUCACCUUCCCACAGUAUGAUUUUUGAAGAUGAAGGCUGGCAAUUUGAUAGCUUUGGAACUUUCAGCCCACCAAAUCUCCACCCCAACAAAGAUUUGGCCAGACUUAUACAGAGAGUGUCCCUGUUGGAAGCUCAUCUGAAUGAGACUAAGCCAAAGGAAUUUUUGCCAGAGGAAUUGAAACGUACAGCCUCCUUGGGGAAAUAUGACUCAUUAGUCCAAACUCAGGCUCGGGAGCUUUCCCAUCUGCGCCAGCUGAUGCGAGAGGGACAAGGGGUGUCUCAUAUGCUAAACAAAUACUUCAAGGACACCAUCAAAUCCUUUGAAGAGCUUCUACGAGGCACUGACAUUGACUACUACUUGGGUCAGAGCUUCCGUGAGCAACUUGCAGAAGGGAACCAAUUGGCAGACCGAUUGGCCAGAAAACUGAACCAGGGGAAUGAUCUAAACAUGGAGGAUAAAACAAGUCAUGAAUUGCUUAUGAGGAUAAACAAGGAGCUCCAGAAAGAACAAUCCAUCAAGAUUCUCCAAGCAAAACUGCAAGGGCGCUCAGUGACCCCUUCCAGUAGCCAUAUUAUCUCUGAGUCACCCUGCUCUCAUAGCAACAUCUCCUUCCUCUCUGAUGGCCCAGAGGUCUGCUCUGAUGUGGAUGCCUUUAGUGAAAAUAAUAUAAGUGAAGGCCAAGUCUACAGUGUUCUAAACAAAGGCAUUUAUGAUGACUCCUUGUCCAAGCCAACAGGUUUGCUUUUGGCUUCACUGGACUCAAAACCAUCCUCCUGCGUGUCUUUUGGACCCCCAUCUUCAUGCUCAAGGCCCCUGCUUGGCUGCUGCAGAAUACCAGCCUUCUCCCUGACUGAAGCACAGCAGGAGUUGCAGAUGCUACAGAAGCAACUUGGAGAAAGUGGCAAAAUUAUCUCUUCCAAAAACAGCCGUCAUGCUUGCCACCCUGUUCCUCACUUAUUUCAUGUAGAAAAUACUGCUGAUUGGAAGACUAAAUUCAAAGAACAAUUGGAGGAAAGCUGCAUCCCUCCAUGUACUCAUUCAUUCAGCCAGCUUCACGAGGGACUUGCCUCUGCAUCAUGUUGCCCACCCACCCUUCCUACACAUAAACCCUCACAGUUGGAGCACCUGCAGAAGGCUCUGCUUGAGUCACAUUCAAAACUCCAUGAUGGCAAGUUGAAGCUGGAAUGGCAGCGGAUUGAGCAGCAGCAACUACAGGAAGACAUUCAGAACAAGCAGCAAGAUCUUGCACUGCUUCAAAAGGAGGUCAUAGCUUUACAGAUGAACAAUUCCAGGCUUCAACAUAGAAUGAUAAUGCUUCAGCAGCAGUGUGAAGAAAACAGAGUGCUCUUCCAGACCCAGCAGCCUGAAUUAUGUGUCUAUGAAGCACAGCAUGGACCACUGCAGAAGACAGUCUCUGGGGAGCAUAAAUUGCUGCUGACAGAAGAUGACAAAAAGCAAGGAAUUCAUGUCAUAGGAUACCUUCAGGACUAUAAUACUCUUAAGAAACAGAUUUUGGAUGCCAAGACUCGAAUCCACCAAAUGGCAUCACUUCUGCAGUCUGACCUGAAACUACAGGACAACAUGAUUUUCUGCCAAGAAAACACUAGGAAAUUACUCGUCCAUACCAGCACUUUGCAUCAGAUCCUGGAGAAUUCCACUUCCCUCCUUGCAAUGUUUUGGAGAGCAUCAUCUCCCAUGCCUCUCAGCUCAGCUCAAAUAAAGCAACCCACAAAGGAUCAGACAGUAGCUGAAGAAAUCCAAAUACUCAGAGCCAAAUUGGCUGAGCAAGAGGAUCAUGUGCAGAGUGCUAACCAUAUCAAAGGAAGUGUGGAGAACUUCAUUCUCACUCACUUGACUGGAACAUACAAAGUGCUGAAGAAAGCAAGAAUCAACCUGGAGGGGAUGUCCCAGCAGCCUAAAUCCAUUUCUUCCAUUGGCCAGUGAAGAAACGGGUUCAUCCACACGAUCAGAAAUAUGGAGAAAGAAAAAUAGAUUCAACAUUCACUCCUAACCCAUCUAGGUUUUUUCAAAUCAUCUCUUCAUAUGCUCUGCUCCUAGACUCAGUGAGAAAUUUAUUUGGAAAUGCUCCAGACAUUAGUGCAAUGCAAUACCUGGACGAAAGUUAUAUAUAUAUCAGGUAUACAAAUACCAGUGGAGACUAGACUGUAGUCAAAAUGCUAUUGCAAGAGAAAAGGAGACUGUAAGAAUGACAUCUCAGAGGUGUCCUAGUCUUAGUGUUUGAUUCUUUGGAGUAUGGUGCAAGAAUGUGCAUGCUAUUAGGAUUAGGAAAUUGAUACAUCAUGCAUUAUCAUUAUUAUUAUAGUUGGUUAUACAGUCAGCCAGAUGUUUAGAUUGGAUUUGGCAUUUUCCUCCAACUAUCAAGUCCUUUCCAAGGACAAGGAAAUCAGAUGUAAUUGUUUCAUGGUAUUAAAUAUCAUUGCAGGAUGAAAGCUCUUCCCAGCUCUUUUGCAACUGAGUAAUGGUGACUUGGUCAGUGUUGAUGCUGCAGGUGUUUCAAAUUGAGUCCAAUUAUUGUAACAACCUUGCUCUUGGCAAGGGUGACCUUGACAGUAAGACCUGACAAUAAGAUCCACCUAUUUGAUGUUUUUAUAUAUAUGAAUUCCCAUAUUUUAAAAAAAAUCCUAUCUGCAAUUUACAGGUGUUGGAAAUUGGCUCAUAAAUAGCACCAUUUUUUUCUUAUUCUCAGUAUAAACAGGCCUGUACUGCCUAAAGAAGCCUUUUAUAUGAUUGCAAACCACUGCCAUUCUCUUGCCAUUUCAAGUACCUUUCAAGAUGAGUUUUAGGCCUGAAAUUAGCUUGGAGGCCUUGAAAGAUGACCUAUUCUAGAAGAGGGAAUCCCUGUGAAACACAGCUUUUAAAGCCAUCAGUGAUGGUAUUUUCUUCUAAGCUGUUUAAAUUAAGAAUUGGGGACUUUUUUUGACAGUAGCUUUAUUUGGAUGAGAGUAGAAAGAGUAGAAAGUCUGGAGAACUAAGAUUUACUCCUUCAUAUUUAUGUUAUAUGUUUAUACAACAAUAAACCUGAUGUGACCUAUU